AGGGCUGCAGCUGUCUGAGAGCAACAAUAACAAGCGAUAACCAGCAAGUCAAACGCGGUGGAAACGGUGCCUGACAUCGCAAAUUAUCACCGACAUUCGCAAAAUGAGGUUGUCGAUAUAACUCCGGACUCCGUGGCUUCGUCCUCCGUGUCGGAAAACGGCUUUUCGUCGCGGUCAUCGCCGCGAAAAAAAACACGAAGAAUCGGCCGCAGGGGAACAGGGCAAUUCGGGGCUGCAUCUGGGUCAGUGGGCCCGUCGGCGGCUGUACCGGUGCUUUUCUUUUCCCCGCAGUGUCCCGUCGCUCCUGACAGUCGUUUACAUACACACCACUUCACCCGUAUUAACCGAGAGAAGAUGCAGGCUAACGGGGCAGGACAGGACACAGACUCAGAAGUAUCCUGCCAAAACGGUGCACAGAACGGGGAGUCUUCCUCCGCCGGGGCAGCUCACUCCAACGGACUUGUGUCAGUCACCAACAAUGGAAACACUGUCAGCAACAACAACAACGGAGUGUCAGCACAGCCUGCGUCCAACAACAACAGCCCGAACGAUGCCAACUCUGGCGGCAAGAAGAAGAAGCGACUGUCUCAGUGUGAGGAGGACGUCAUCCGGCUCAUAGGACAACAUUUACAUGAUUUAGGUCUCAAUCAGACAGUGGACCUCCUGAUGCAGGAGUCUGGCUGCAGAUUGGAGCACCCCUCUGCCACCAAGUUUCGCAAUCAUGUCAUGGAAGGAGAGUGGGACAAGGCUGAGAGUGACCUGAAUGAGCUGAAGGCAUUGAUGCAUUCUCCAAGUGCCAUAGUGCGUAUGAAGUUCCUGCUGCUACAGCAGAAGUAUCUGGAGUAUCUGGAGGAUGGGAAGGUCCUGGAGGCCCUGCAGGUCCUCAGAGCUGAGCUCACUCCUCUCAAGUACAACACAGAGCGCAUCCACAUCUUGAGUGGGUACCUGAUGUGCAGUCAUGCAGAGGACCUGCGAGCCAAAGCAGAGUGGGAAGGCAAAGGCACGGCAUCCCGAACAAAGCUGCUAGAUAAGCUCCAGACGUACCUGCCUCCGUCAGUGAUGCUGCCUCCUCGCCGCCUGCAGACUCUGCUGAAGCAGGCGGUGGAGCUGCAGAGGGAGCGCUGCCUCUACCACAACACUAAGCUGGACAAUGGACUGGACUCUGUGUCCCUGCUGCUGGACCACGCCUGCAGCCGGAAACAGUUCCCGUGCUACACUCAGCAGAUCCUCACUGAACACUGCAAUGAAGUCUGGUUCUGCAAGUUCUCCAACGACGGCACAAAACUGGCAACCGGCUCAAAAGACACCACAGUCAUUGUGUGGCAUGUUGACACGGAAACCCAGCAGCUGAAACUGAUGAAGACUCUUGAGGGUCAUGCUUAUGGUGUCUCUUAUCUGGCAUGGAGCCCUGAUGAUGCCUAUCUGAUAGCCUGUGGUCCUGAUGACUGCUCUGAGCUGUGGCUGUGGAAUGUACAGACGGGGGAGCUACGAACAAAGAUGAGUCAGUCUCAUGAGGAUAGCCUGACCAGUGUGGCCUGGAAUCCAGAUGGCAAACGCUUUGUCACCGGUGGCCAGAGAGGGCAGUUCUACCAGUGUGACUUGGAUGGAAACCUGCUGGACUCGUGGGAGGGAGUGCGGGUGCAGUGCCUGUGGUGUUUGAGUGACGGCCGGACCGUCCUUGCUUCUGACACCCACCAACGAAUCAGAGGAUACAACUUUGAGGACUUGACUGACAGAAACAUAGUGCAAGAGGACCAUCCCAUCAUGUCCUUCACUGUUUCAAAGAAUGGAAGAUUAGCUCUGCUCAAUGUCGCUACUCAGGGAGUGCACCUAUGGGACCUGCAGGACCGGGUGCUGGUGAGGAAGUACCAAGGGGUAACCCAGGGCUUCUACACCAUCCACUCCUGCUUUGGAGGGCACAAUGAAGACUUCAUUGCUAGUGGCAGUGAAGAUCACAAAGUUUACAUCUGGCACCGGCGCAGUGAGUUGCCCAUUGCAGAGCUGACUGGUCACACCCGCACUGUUAACUGUGUGAGCUGGAACCCCGUCCUGCCCGGCCUGCUGGCCAGCGCCUCCGACGAUGGAACUGUCCGAAUCUGGGGACCUGCCCCCUUCCUGGAUGUCCAGGACUCAGAGGGGCUCAAUGAAUGUUGCAGCAUGGACAGCUGAUGGUCUGCUGCUGCUGCUUGUAAACCUGAAGAGCAUUAAGACUCUGUAGACACUUGAAUGGACAAAGCGAGGAAAGCUUUGGUGAUUGAACAGCAGCUUCCUGGAGGCAGGACCAGCAGUGGCUGUGUAUCAGGACAUCAGAACACAGAGAAAUGAUUGAGAGUAGGGCUGACCAGGUGAUGCUGGACUCCAGGACCUCCUCCUGUCGGGACCCGUACCCUCACCUCCAUCCAGGAGCACCCACCUCCUCUUAUUUAUUAUCAGCCACAUAAUUUAUUGAGUAGUUGACUGGGCUCUAGGCUGUUAUAUAGCAGCAUCUGGAGCGUGUGUGUGUGUGUGUGUGUGUUCAGUCCUGCAUCUGAGCUGCUCACAUGAAGAAGCCUCAAGCUCUUUUGCUCUUUCAUCCCUGGAACCUUUGAAGAGAUUUUACCUGCAGGAACAUUUGAUGGAUGUGACACCCACUUGAAGAGAGUCUUUUAAAUACAAAAUUCUACAUUAUAUUGUCUUUUUUUUUAAAUACAGAAUUGUUUUCCUGUUUUUUUUCCUUCACCUUCCCUGCUUAUAGCCAGAGAAAGAAUAGUAUUUGAUGAGCAUGUUGCAUAGAAUUGCACAGGAUGAUGUGUUUGAUGGCUCUCCUCACUAUACCUGUUAUAAUAUACAGCAGCAGUGUGGAGAGGUAACCUUUUUAUCUGUAUAUGGAUUGUCUGACUAUAGUUUCCUUCAUGCCUUCAGUGUGGACUUCCUGUUUGUUUUGCUGUUACAGCUUUGCUCUGGUUUCACUGUUUGCUCUUUAUGAAUAAAUCAUGGUUUGUUUGCAGCAUGUUGACCUGUCACCCUACAUACAAAUAGCACUCUGCAUAUACAUUUCUUUUGGUUUGGUUUAGUUGUUACAUGUUUUGAAGUUUUAUUUAUUGCUGUUUGCUUUUUAUUCACUACAAAUGGAGUUGAGCAUUAAAAGAGAAACUCCCAGAUAUCUUACUGCACCCACUAGAGCUCCCACUGUUUAAAAAGAUGAGGCUGGUUUUACUCUAUAUGUGUCUUAUUGUCAACAAACCUCAUGACAACACCAAAACCAACAAUAUGUUCAUCUGUCUCUCACUACGUUGUGACUUUGCAACACUCUCUGGCAAACAGCCUCAAGCCCAUUGGUUCUGAGUAAUGAUGUAAAUCUUAAAAAAAACAAAA
This is a messenger RNA of Scomber japonicus (chub mackerel), 3354 nucleotides long. RefSeq names its product WD repeat domain 26a (gene wdr26a). Gene Ontology annotation, molecular function: protein binding. NCBI's taxonomy places the organism in Eukaryota, Metazoa, Chordata, Actinopteri, Scombriformes, Scombridae. Bases 355 to 2169 code for a protein of 604 amino acids. The record is from RefSeq and is a predicted model, not a curated record. The transcript is spliced from 14 exons. Gene Ontology annotation, biological process: proteasome-mediated ubiquitin-dependent protein catabolic process. Gene Ontology annotation, cellular component: GID complex.